Molecule: messenger RNA, 1158 nt
Organism: Hemisphaericaspora subhashii
Lineage: Eukaryota; Fungi; Ascomycota; Pichiomycetes; Serinales; Debaryomycetaceae
Product: ubiquitin carboxyl-terminal hydrolase family protein
Exons: 1
Coding region: 1-1158 (385 amino acids)
Biological process (GO): protein deubiquitination
Molecular function (GO): cysteine-type deubiquitinase activity
Source: RefSeq, a predicted model, not a curated record
AUGAAUUGUAUAUUACAAUGUAUUGCAGCAACACCUCAAUUAACUACAUUUUUCUUUCCUUCAAUAAAUUCUGAUAAUGGGUCAUUUUCAAUUACUAACAGUCCAUAUAAACAACAUAUUAAUAUUAAUAAUAAAUUAGGUACAAAGGGGUUAUUUACUACCAGUUUUGUUGAAUUAUUAUUGAAUAUGUUUAAUAAUAAUGAGAAAGUAUUAAAUCCAUGUAAUUUUAAACAAAUUAUGGGAUCAUUAUCUCCAAGUAAACAAUUUGCAACAUCUGAUCAACAAGAUUGUAUUGAAUUUUUAACAUUUUUAUUAGAUUCUAUUCAUGAAGAUUUAAAUCAAAUGAGUUAUAAAGAUGCUCAAGAAAAGAAAUUAAUUACUGAACUAACUCCAGAACAAGAAAAGAAUCGAGAAAUAUUACCAAUUAGAUUAGCAUCUACAAUUGAAUGGGAAAGAUAUUUAAAAUUACAUUUUUCAAUUAUUGUUGAUUAUUUUCAAGGACAAUAUUUAUCACAAUUAAAAUGUUUAGAAUGUCAAUCAACUUCAACUACUUAUAAUUCAUUUAGUAUUUUAUCAUUACCAAUUCCCGAGAAAUUAAAUAAAACCGUGAAUGUUCUGUUACAAGAUUGUUUAGAAGAAUUCUUAACCCUUGAAUUAUUGGAUGAUAAUAAUAAAUGGCAUUGUCCCAAUUGUAAACGAUUCACAAGACUGACUAAAAAGAUAAGUAUAACUAGAUUACCACAAGUUUUAAUUAUUAAUUUUAAACGAUUUAAAUAUGAUGGAAAUGGAAGAUUUAAUAAAUUGGAAACAUUUGUUACAUAUCCAGUAACAAAAGAAUUAGAUUUAACUCCAUAUUGGCCAGAUUUGGGGACAUCUAUAAGUUCAAACAAUCCAAUGACAAUUGAACAAGAAAAACAAGUAUUGGCAACAUUACCUGUAAGAAAUCAAAUUCCACCAUUUAAAUAUAAAUUAUUUGGAGUUGUUAAUCAUUUUGGAAAUUUAACAACUGGUCAUUAUACUUCAUAUGUAUUGAAACAAAGUGAUAAAUCAAAGACUAGGGGUUGGUGUUAUUUUGAUGAUGCAAAGAUAACUUUGAAUUGUUCAGUUGAUAAAGUAAUGAAUCGUAAUGCAUAUUGUUUAUUCUUCCAAAGGAUAUAG